AUUGGGCCAACUGGAGGUGGGCAACUUCCACACAUCGCAAGAACAUUACCAUUGACACCUCCCUUUUGCCCCUUUUUCUUUAACAAAACACUUUUCGACGACCAUUCCUCUGCCGGGACCCUGGCCGACACAUAUUCUCACGACUUGUCCGUUUAGCUUUCGCUCGUGUAUAUCUUCGAACGCCGCCAUAUACCAUCAUUUCUUACGAUUUAUCGGUCCACCGCUCCCCCGAAGUGGCGGUCCUUAAGCGAUAAUGUCUAACUUAUUUUCUGGGAUAAACGCUCGAUUGAGGGGGACUUCGGCCAAAGCCCCAGGUCAGAACAGAAGCCCCGUUUCAACAAGCAGCGGUCAACCCACCUCUCCCACCAACCUCUCUCAAGGCAGCCAGUCAUCCAUAAGCCUAGCACCAAAGAUCCCUCCGCUCCCAAGCUCACCAUCCUUAGCUCAGAAUAUCGGCAUGGAUGACGCCGGCAACGCGGGAGCCAACGGGGAUGACGUUCUCAAUUCCUACCACCUUCCCCGGCCUCUACCCUUAUGGCUCAACGCCCAGUACGCGAAGCACAUCGUGAAGGGUAAUUUUAUGACCCUGAGCGCGCGACCCAAGACGGUAGAACAAGGAGAGUGGAUUGCCCACCAAGUGGUCGAACACUACCGGAACCUAUGGAAUUUCGUUCGAGUCAUUCACGAGAAAGAAGACGAUGGAAGUACGAUUUGCAAUCCUCAGACUUGCCCUCGGAUGUCGGCUGGCGCGAACCAUUCGUUCACAUGGCUAAAUUACAAACGGGAGCCUGUUGAGUUACCAGCCUAUGAGUAUAUCACGCUUAUGCAGCGGUGGAUUUCCGGCAAGAUCGACGACACCAACAUUUUCCCUACCGAUACUAACGGUGUUUCCUACGCCCACAACUCAUCCAUUACCACCGCUCCUCUUUCGCAGUUGACUAGCCCCGAAGACAAGGAUUGGAUCGGAAAGCCUAGUGGGUUCCCCGAGAAUUUCGUGGAGGUCUGCCAGACUAUCUUCAGACAGAUGUUCCGAGUUUACGCUCAUCUAUACUGGGCUCACUUCAUUGACCCCUUCUACCACCUGAAUCUCGAGAAGCAAUUGAACAGUUGCUUCAGUCACUUUGUGCUGACAGCGUGUGCCUUGGAUAUGCUCAAACCGCAGGAACUAGAGCCAAUGCAGCCACUAAUCGACCUCUGGGCUAGCAAUGGCACCUUCCCGCCCGGUUCCAAGGCGUACGAUUAUGCCAACCACAAGGCCGGCGAACGACUUAUGCAACUUGCGAACGUCGCAUAGAAAGCGCCUCGCAAUGUUGCUGUUCGGCGAUAGUCUUCAUGCUAGCGCCCAGAAUCGCGGUAGUUUGGGAGGAUACGUCGUGGAUUGUAUCUAAGUCGUUCUUUACGAGCGAGAUUUGGCUAAAGAAAUAAGACAGGAAAGAAAAUGAGAAAUCCGGCAGCAUGGAAUCUUUUCAGAAGCAAACGCACACAUUCUGAGAACGGAGAGCAGGCAUAAUCGGCGUUUUACUUGACGUACGUUGAUUUCGACCGGGAAAGAGACAGUCCGGUGUGUUUUGUUGUUAUGGCGGUAUUUUGCAGUCACGUUCGUAUCAAACGACGUCCGACUUUCUGCGAUUUGAGGGGAGAGUCCCAUAGCAUGGUAGACCUACUACUUACUUCUUAGAAUGGAAAGAAGAUACUAGACAGCCCUGGAGGAUUUUCUGUGCUUCGGACGUGAUUCUUCUAGGUGAUUUUUACAGCGAUAAAGCUUACAUACUGUAGGGGAUACAGUGGGCUGAUGAGCUGAAUUGCCCCGCAGCAUCACACCCAUAGUCAAAGCGUUAGGGAUUCAGGCGCAGUGAGAAAGCCUCGUCAUCCUCCAGAU
Messenger RNA from Hypoxylon trugodes, 1879 nucleotides. Its product is annotated as Mob1/phocein family protein. The coding region runs from base 254 to 1294 and encodes 346 amino acids. Lineage: Eukaryota; Fungi; Ascomycota; Sordariomycetes; Xylariales; Hypoxylaceae. Gene Ontology annotation, cellular component: nucleus; cytoplasm. The record is from RefSeq and is a predicted model, not a curated record. The transcript has 4 exons. Gene Ontology annotation, molecular function: protein kinase activator activity. Gene Ontology annotation, biological process: signal transduction; cell division; positive regulation of protein phosphorylation.